Eurytemora carolleeae is the source of this 2937-nucleotide messenger RNA. RefSeq lists its product as uncharacterized. The transcript has 26 exons. NCBI's taxonomy places the organism in Eukaryota, Metazoa, Arthropoda, Copepoda, Calanoida, Temoridae. The coding region runs from base 23 to 2836 and encodes 937 amino acids. The record is from RefSeq and is a predicted model, not a curated record.
UUUCAGAUUUAUCUCUGUUAGAAUGUGUGGAACUGGAACCUGUGAGAUAUUAGUUGACAGCUUAAGAACAUCUCAGCGUGUCAAAUACAUAAAUGGCGAUUGUGUUCCUAGUUCUAGUGGUUAUGUAGCAGGCAGAGGGAACCAGGAACCAGAUUGUGUUCCUAGUCCUAGUGGUUCUGUAGCAGGCAGAGGGAACCAGGAACCAGAUUGUGGUCCUAGUUCUAGUGGUUCUGUAGCAGAAGGAGGGAACCAGAAGUCUUGGUUUCCAUAUAAAACUUUCGAAUCCAAGUUCGUUUCUCUGUUCAGUAGUUCAAUUAAUUCAGCAUCGGAAAAAAUCUUAAAUACCAAAUACGAAACUGUUAAAGAUGAUAUCUCCGACGUGUUAAAGUCCUAUGCUGACAGGACACAUCAAGGCCUAGAAAAGGUUUAUACUGACUCUGCCGGAAUGAUUAGCUCCACUAAAGAAACCUAUAUUGACCCUCUCCUAGUUACAGCUGAUAACAUAAACCCAGAUACUCUUUUUCCUGUGUAUACGAAAGCUGAAGAGCUCCUCUUAACCUUGAGGAGUAAAGCAGUUAGUAAAGCCUACGAGGUAUUUGAGAAUCCAGGUUUGGUCUACAAGGAGUGUGUUGUCAGUGGAAAGAACUCAGUUGUUAAAGCAAAGGAUGCCACAGUGAUUUGUGCAGUUACAGCUGCUGUCAAUGCAAAGGAGUUAUUGAUCACGACUGUAGAUAUAUCUAUAAAUCAGCUGUUGUUGUUCUUCGACGAACUAGGGAUAUCUGCCCUCAAAGUAUCUGUAAAGAGUAUGCACUUAGUUUUAAACUUUGGGCUAAGGAGGAGCUCUUUUAUUCUUCUGAAAUCCGUCGAUUUUAUCCUUGAAGCUCAUGGGUUUAGAACACUAUCUCAGAUUUCUCAGAUGGUUGAUGAUGUCCAGGGAUUAGUGUCUCAAUACACACCAAACUUUAACAUCUUUAAACUAGUCUUGGACUACAACAGUUUAUUGCCCUUGCUGAAACAGGCAGAAAAAGAAGAUAAUGCCUACAUGGUUCUUGUUCUCACCCAAAUGGAAAAGACUCUGCGAACUCUGUUUCGGACAAAUUUUAAAAGUUUAGAGUUUGGAAACCUUUCGAAGCUAGAUGUAAAGAUAUCGCUUCGCAUCAGAGAAAAGUUAUUGUCUGUUUGGAUCGGAUCUGAAAUAAUUCUAGAAGAUGUUUUUUGCUAUUUCGUCCGAGCUAGUGUUUGUGAGAUAUUUCUGAAAUUAGCCGUAGUACUCAUUAACGCUGAUGAAAACAUGAGGGGAAACCCAAUCAUCAAAUCACUGGAGACUGAAUCUGAGAAUACCACAGACUCUCUACUUCCCAGCCUCAGUUUUAGGUCGAAAGCUGUCCCACUAUCAUCAAUGGCUACCUGCAUUAAAAAUCAUUCAAGUGAAAUCAAUUUAAAAAUGGCGGACACAAGCCUCGCGGAGGAGCUGGCUGCAGCUGAAACUAGCCUCGCUGAGGAGCUGGCUACUGCGGAGGAACACGCUACCGCGGAAGACGACCAAGUGUUUCGCUGUUUCACCAAAGCGUUGGAACUACCAAUGGUAUCGGUUCUAACUAGCACGGUGACUGCCACAACAGAACUUAUCUCAAGAACAAGACCCGUCCAAAUGGUUACAGAGAAGAUCAGAACAGUUGGUGAGCGAGAAGAGGUUAAAUCUGUUUUGUCCUCUGUGAACUGUAUCUAUGAGAACAAUUUAAGUUCAAGGGUUGAGACGGUAAAGACUAAUCUUACUCCUACUCUGAAAACCCUGGAUGAUUAUGCUUGUCAUGGCAUGGACAGAGUUAACGAUAAGGUAACGGAGACUAAGGAUUACUAUGUGACCCCUGCGGUAACAGUUGUAACAGACCUGAAGGACAGUACACUAGAGAUGUACGGUACUUGUGUACAUAAGGUGGCUGAAACCAAGACAGCAUAUGUAGACCCUGUUGUACAUAAAGUUUAUGACAUCAAGGAUUCAACCACUAAGGCGUAUUCUGAGUGUGAGAGGAUGGUAUACUCAGCUAAGGAGAACUAUGUUAACCCAAUGCUUGAGAAAGCAUCUGACGUGAAGACGACCUACGUUACUCCAACAAUUAAAAUGGUGGACGAGGUCCGGACCGGUUAUGUUGUACCCGCCAUAAACAAAGCGUACGAGGCGGUUGAUAAUCCUGGACAGGUGUACAACGAGUGCGUAGAGUACGGAAAAGAAGCAAUUACGCACACCAAGGAUGCUACAAUCAAUACAGCUAUUGCAACAAUUGACUCUGCAAAAGGAUAUCUAGUGACUGCUCGUGAUACUGCUGUUAAUAAGCUCUCGUUGUACAUAGAAGACACCAAGACAACUGUCAAAAGAACUUCCAGCAAAACAUUGGAUAUAAGUCUAACAUAUGCUAAACAAGCAAGAUCCCGUUUUUUGAUAAAAUCCUCAGACCUCCUUCUUGAAGCUCAGGAAGCUCUUUAUGCUGGAUUAAUGGAACGGUUUCCCAAAUCUGCUGAUCUUUUGGACAGAAGCUUCAAAACUGUAACAUAUGCCAGUAGGGUCUUGUUUCUGAAAACAACUGAAGCUGCUUCAGUCAUGUUUGAAACCACAAGGAAAGUGAACGACGUUGUAGGGAAACGGCUGGAACAAUCCCGUGAAGUGUACAGGACCUCGAGAACCUUCAUUGUUUCUGCUACGGAAACUUCCCUGAAUUACGGACGACAGUUUAGAAAAUCUAACGAAGAUAAUAUUCGUUAUAUUGCAAGCGUAGCAGGCUGUUCAGCAUAUCUAGGAUUGAUAGGAUUGGAACUGAACAAAGAGAAAACACUAUGAGGUUUCAAACACUUGAAUAUCUGUUGUUUAUUAUUUACUUUUUAUGCUUUUUAUACUUUUUAUACUUUUAAAAACUAUUUAUGAAACAAAAUAUAAGUUAU